GUUGCGUGAAUAGACUCGUCUCAUUCGUCACUCGAGUGGCAGCAGCAGGUCGCAGUCGCAACAUUGUUGUGCGAGACCCAGACAAGAGUGGAUGCCUUUUUAAUUCGUUUUUGAUCUUUCUGAGCGUCGAAGAAACAUCCGGAGUGCCUCUGCGGGUCCACGGGUCCAGCCUAAUUAAUUAAUUGCAGUCGAUUGUCGCUCAACAGUUGGAUGAAAGAAUGGAUCUGAGGGGCCAGAAGCCUCUGAAACGCGGUCCCCGACCAAAGUUGCGGGUGUCCAAUCUUCGUAGACCAUCAGGUGCCGACUGGGAAGCGCAGAAUGUGUCCGACAAGCGUGGAUUCCUCCACACUCUAGGACUUAAGCCUGUCAUCCCCUCAGCCAGCAAACUGACGCUCGAGCCGAAGGUUGUGAUUUCGGCGGCGGACCAGCUCAUCUGCUUCCAAAAGGUGCAACGCAAAAGAGGCAGACCCAAAAGCAGCAAGAAGGUGGUCAGCAAGCAGGUCAGCAAGAAGAAAGAAGAGUCAAAACUUUGCUUCAAAUGUGGCGCCAUCCUCUCCAGCACCAAACGACUAGAAUCUCAUGAACGCUACUGCGGACUGAAGAAAGAGAGGCCUGUGCGAGAUAAGAAAAACAUUGUAACCAGCAGUGCUUGUGAAAAGAACUUGGACACAAAGACUCCUUUCUUUGACAAAGGCAUCGUCGAAGUCAGCGCUCAGGACUUCGAGAGUGAUGAGGACGAUUGGACCCUCGUGGGCUACUUCAGGUUGAAACCAAAUGUUAGUUGCUCUGGGUAAUAUUUUUGAAACGACUGAAAACUGAAUAUUUAUUUAAUUGAUGUAAUUUGUACUCAUUUUAAAAUGUUGAUAUGUAAUGGAAAUUUCAGAAAAUGCAAUAAAUGGUCUUAAUUCAUAUUUCUUAA
Messenger RNA from Neocloeon triangulifer, 919 nucleotides. RefSeq lists its product as uncharacterized. The transcript is spliced from 2 exons. The record is from RefSeq and is a predicted model, not a curated record. NCBI's taxonomy places the organism in Eukaryota, Metazoa, Arthropoda, Insecta, Ephemeroptera, Baetidae. The coding region runs from base 219 to 794 and encodes 191 amino acids.